UCGGCGUCUCAGCCGCCGCCGCCAUUGUCCGGCGGGAGGCCGGGCGGGUGGUCUCAACGGCAGGGCUGCGUUUUUUAUUAGGGUCGCCUUGGACGUCUGUGGCUGACCUGUGUUCUGGAAUGGACCGGCAGGACGAAGCGGCAACAGUGGUGAUGGCCUCGCAGCCGCAAGCAACACAACUUCAGGAGCCAGUGACUUUCCGAGAUGUGGCUGUGGACUUUACGCAAGAGGAAUGGGGGCAGCUGGACCCUACCCAGAGGACUCUGUAUCGUGAUGUGAUGCUGGAGACCUUUGGGCACCUUCUCUCUGUGGGUCCUGAUCUUCCCAAACCUGCAGUUAUCUCCCAGCUGGAACAAGAUGCUGAGCUGUGGGUGGCAGAUAGAGGAGGCUCCCGGGCCUGCCAUCCAGGCUGGAUUCUUGAACCUGAAGACCACACAUUGCUCAAGGACAAGGACCUCCCAAAAAUGGAACCAUCCCCUAUUACAAAAAAGGAUGGGUUUGCAAAGGCUGUUCCUUGUCGUUCUAUGACAGGGAUAGAUCAGGAAAGUGAUGGCCAGAGGCAGGCACUCAAGAAGGACAAGUUGAAUGACCCCAAAGAGAUACCAGUUCAGAGUCAAAGCUACAAAAGUCUUGGACUUGUGGAAACCUGUGUUCUUGGUUUAAACACAGAUAUAUUACCAGAUAUUUCUGGAAGAGAGUAUGGCUGUACUUAUGGCUCAGAAGUUAAAAAUUCAGAACAUAACCCAAGCUUAGUCAGUCAACAGAGAGACUCCCCAACAACACAGCCCUUUGAUGACAGUGGCAGUCAAAAAGUCUUUGAUCAGAUUAUGCCCAUUACAGAACUCACAAAAAGUCAGGUGCAAGAUAAACCCUAUAAGUGUACUGAUUGUGGGAAAUCAUUUAACCAUAAUGCACAUCUCACAGUGCACAAGAGAAUUCAUACGGGAGAAAGACCUUACAUGUGCAAAGAGUGUGGGAAAGCCUUCAGCCAAAACUCCUCCCUUGUUCAACAUGAGCGAAUCCACACUGGAGACAAGCCUUAUAAGUGUGAUGAAUGUGGGAAAUCUUUUUGCCACAGUACACACCUUACAGUCCAUAGGAGAAUUCACACUGGAGAGAAACCCUAUGCGUGUCAGGACUGUGGGAGGACCUUCAAUCAGAAUUCAUCCCUAGGUCGACACAAAAGAACUCACACUGGGGAGAAGCCUUAUACCUGCAGUGUUUGUGGGAAAUCCUUCUCCCGGACCACUUGCCUCUUCCUGCACCUGCGGACUCACACUGAGGAAAGGCCAUACGAGUGUAAUCACUGUGGAAAGGGCUUCAGGCACAGUUCCUCCCUGGCCCAGCAUCAACGGAAGCACGCUGGUGAGAAACCCUAUGAAUGCCGACAGAGGCUGAUCUUUGAGCAGGCACCAGCUUUAACAAAGCACGAGUGGACAGAACCCCUCAGCUGUGACCCACCUUUGAGUCGAGGUGAAAGGACUCAACGGAGCGAUAGGCCCUUUAAGUGCAAUCAGUGUGGAAAGUGUUUCAGUCAGAGUUCUCAUCUCAUCCGACAUCAGGUAACCCACAACAGAGAGGAAGAACCACUGCGUGCAUGUAGCCGAAGGCGGGAACAGCCCUGUAGACGGGGCUCAAGACUCAUUCGGAAUCCACACUCAAAUUCAAGAGAGCUUCCUGUAGCCCAGGCAAAGGCAGGACAAGCAAGCAGAGCCCUGGCCUUGUUUGACCUUCAUGAAAUUAUGCAGGAAAAAAACCCUGUGCAUGUUAUUGGGGUAGAAGAACCUUCAGUGGGCAAUUCCAUGCUUUUUGAUAUCAGAGAAUCUAGAUAGGAAGAUAAUUCUUUAGAUAACUUUUGAGUUACCAGGCACAAACAUUACAUCGACAUAGUGUAUGGGUGGCAAGAGAAGAUGGCAUAAUGUCAGUAGUGACCUCUGACUUCAUAAGGAAAGUGGUGCCUCCCACACAGUUGAGGUUGGUGGUUCUCAAAUGUAUCAAAUUCAGUUCCUGUUUAACGACAGCCUUUUUGUUUGUUUUCUGAAACAAGGCCUGACUGGCCCAAACUAGCCUCAAACUCACUAUCUAUCCAAGGAUGACCUUGAAUGUUCUGAUCCUGUGUCUUCAUUUGCCUCCCUAAUUCUGAGAUCAUGGCUGUAUGCCACUGUACCCAGAAACAACAGACACCUUGAGAUAUCUUCUCCAUUAUUCCAAAAUGAGUUUACCAGUAAUAAAACCUCUGCACAGGCAUAGUAUGAAAAUAACAUAUGACCCCUGUUGUGUGUAAUUUUAAAAAACAAGCUUCCGCCUAUGCCCAAGACUGUGGCCCUCGCUCCUGUCUUAGCUCCAAAAUCCAUCUGUCUGUCCAAGAUCCCACUCCUGACUUGUCCAUUCCUCCCAGUUUAGCUCCGCCAACGGCCAGCUACUGCCUUUCCUGGGAGCUGCAAUUGCUCCCCCGAGUUCAUUGUAAGGGAUAGUUAAAGUAAUUUAUGGUGUACUAUGUCAGUGUGGUAUCUUACCAUGUCCCAUGUGGGCCCAUUUUAACCAGGAGAUCAUGGUCUGAAACUUUCAGACUGAUUCAAGAUAUACUGCUAUCUAUAAAAACUACCAUAAGGGAUUAUAUCAUGCCAGAGUGAUUUUGCAAAAUAGUGAUGAAUUCUUCUGAAAGUUUGAACAAAGCAAAAUGCUAUUGUAUAUGUGGGAAACUCUGCCUAAAUCUCAAAUCUACACAAAGCAAUGUGUGUUUCUAUGUGAAUUCAAGCCAGAAUCCUAGUUUAUGUAUCACACAGGAUAAGUCGCAUGUGGCUCAGUUCACACUUGACAGUCAUUGCAGCAUGCUUGGGUCCUGGGCUCAUUUCAGUACAUCAUGUAACACAGAAGUACCCACAGAAUUCUACAAUAUCCUCUAAAGGAGUCACAGCUCCUAUGAAAACCACUAUCUUGAAAUAUUCAGGGUUGUUGUUAGUCAGAGGUACUCACCUGCAAUAAUUUGUCCUCAGAGAACAUUUGGUAAGGUGUGGAGUCAUUUUUGUCCCUGCAACUUGAAAGAUGCUACUGGUAUCUAGGCAGAGACCAAGGAUACUGCUCAACAUACUUAAGUGCCCAGGGCAGCUCUUCAAAGAAUUUUCUAGCCCCAAAUACCAAUAGUAUCAAUAUGGAGAAGCCCUGAUAUAAACUCAACCCAGAAAGUUGGGGUGUGGCUAGGUAAUAGAACACUAGCCCGGCAUGUAAAAGGCCCUAAGUUCAGUCUCCCAUACGAGAGACACAAAUAAUAACUCACCUUUUCUAAACUGUAAAUUGAUUGAACAAUGCUAUACUAAUUAAUAGUCAUGUGAGUUGUUCUUAACAAAUAGAGUCAUGAGAGAGUGUGUGUGUGUGUGUUAAGUAAAUUUAUAUUCAGGGUGAAGAAUGCCUUUAUCUUUUUGUAUAAUCAUUUAGCACUUCACAAUGGAUGUUCUAAAAAAUGAAUGAUACAUUUUCACUGGGUCUCCACCCACCUCCUCACCCCUGUCCCUCCCUGUAUUAUUCUCACAUCCACCCCAGAAAAUCGUUUUGUUCAUCUCUCUGAAUAGAUUUGUAAAAGGGUAAGACUUUAAGUAUAUAUAACCAUAACCACUUUUGAUAUACAGGGACAAAGCUUUUUGCAUAAUCACAGUAAGCCCAUAUUGGGGUUUUGCCACGUUGGUAUUUGAGCAGUACUUCUGGGCCAGAGUUUGAAUGAAAGCAGUAACCUGGGGUUAUUGAUUGUACUCUUCUCAGCUGGAGCAAAAAAUAUUUAGGGAGAAAUUAUUCUUUUACAUCUCAAGGGAAAACAUUACUUAUAUCUAACAUACCAUCAAAUAUCUAGCAUCCAUAUAUUCCUGGUUGCUUCAUAAACUUCGUUUUAGUCUUUACAUAAUCUACACA
Molecule: messenger RNA, 3903 nt
Organism: Arvicanthis niloticus (Nile rat)
Lineage: Eukaryota; Metazoa; Chordata; Mammalia; Rodentia; Muridae
Source: RefSeq, a predicted model, not a curated record